Molecule: messenger RNA, 3431 nt
Organism: Trichosurus vulpecula (common brushtail)
Lineage: Eukaryota; Metazoa; Chordata; Mammalia; Diprotodontia; Phalangeridae
Gene: KLHL30
Product: kelch like family member 30
Exons: 8
Coding region: 220-1956 (578 amino acids)
Molecular function (GO): protein binding
Source: RefSeq, a predicted model, not a curated record
GGCCAGGGUCUGCCUGCCCAAGGCUUUCUGAGGGCUGAGCCUCCUUGGGCUGGUAAUCCGUGGAGGAAAUUUCUUCCUGUCCUUUCUCCUUUGUUGCCCCCACUGGACUGUGCCCAGCACCUGUUCCUUGGGUGAGUCCAGGCAGAGAAGGACAAGCUUCGAGGCAAGGCUGGAAGCUCAGAGGUUGAGGUCCGGAGAGGACACGUUUGUGCCAAAGCCAUGGUGAAGAACAUGGAUGAUCUUGACUUCUGUCUCCAGUCACAUCCCCAGGAUAUCCUGGAGGGGCUGCGGGCCUUCCGCGCCCACUCCAAGCUGUCGGACGUCACCCUGCUGGUCGGCAGCCAGGCAUUCCCAUGCCACCGCAGCCUCCUCGCCCUCUGCAGCCCCUACUUCCAUGCCAUGUUUGCAGGGGACUUUGCGGAGAGCAUCGCCGCCCAGGUGGAGCUCCCAGAUGUGGACCCUGCCACGAUGGGGCUGCUGUUGGACUUUGUAUACACUGGCAGGCUCACCAUCAACCAGGACAACGUGGAAGCUCUGACUCAGACUUCCAACCGACUCCAUUUCCCUGCCGUGCAGAAAGUGUGCAGCCGCUAUCUGCAGCAACAGAUAGACGUCACCAACUGCUUGGGCAUCUGUGACUUCGGGGAGCGCCAUGGCUGCCCAGAGGUGUCCUCCAAGGCCUGGUCCUUCCUGCAGGAGAACUUUGAGGCUGUGUCUCAGGAAGAGGAGUUCCUGCAGCUGCCCAAAGACAGGCUGGCCGCCUACCUGGCCAAUGAGCUGCUCCAGGUUCGGGAGGAGCAGAGCCGGGCCGAGGCCCUGCUCAGGUGGGUGAGGUACGAGGAGGAGACCAGGGCCUGCUACCUGCCUGAGCUUCUGGACCUGGUGCACCUGGUUUCUCUCCCUGAUCAAUUCCGGCAGCACCUGCUCUGCACUGAACCUUUGACUCGGGCUUCUGAGGCUUGUAAGGCAGUGAUCUCCCAGCACCAGAGCCCGUCUUCGAUGAUGCUUCCUCAGAAGCUGGAGGAAGUUCUGGUGAUAGUAGGGGGGCGAGCCCUGGAAGAUUCAGAGGAUGAAGAAAAUCAUGAGGAGCCUCUGCCUAUCUCCAGGAACUGUGCCUUCUACAACACAAAGUCUAAAUGCUGGACAGCCCUUCCCGAUUUCCCCGACUACCAAAAAUGGGGCUUUUCGCUCGUGGCGCUGAACAAUGAUAUUUAUGUCACAGGUGGUUCCCGGGGUAGCAAGAUCGACACUUGGUCCACAACCCAGGCCUGGUGCUUUUCACAGAAAGAAGGCAUCUGGAAACUUAUUGCACCGAUGUUGAAAGCCCGCACCAACCACGCCAGUGCUGCACUCAAUGGAGAGGUCUACGCCAUUGGGGGUACCACCAUGGAUGUGGUAGAGGUAGAAAGCUACAACCCUUACAACAACAGUUGGUCGGUCAUCAGUCCGGCACUGAAGUACGUGAGUAAUUUCUCUGCCGUCGGCUGCCAUGGGAGGCUCUACCUUGUGGGCUCCUGCGCCUGCAAAUACAACGCGCUGACCCUGCAAUGCUAUAACCCCCUCACAGAAGUUUGGAGUGUGAUUGCCUCACCUUUCAUCCCAAAGUACCUCUCUUCCCCUCGCUGUGCAUCUCUGAAUGGGGCCAUCUAUCUCAUUGGGGACAACACCAAGAAAGUCUACAUGUAUGAUCCUGAAGCCAACGUGUGGCACAAGGUUCAGCUCCUUCACAGCCUGCAUGAGAACGGCGGGAUGGUGUCCUUGGGAGACAAGCUCUAUGUGACAGGUGGUCGCUGGCAGGGCAUGGAAGGGGACUACCGGGUAGAGAUGGAGGUGUAUGAUGGCACUAAGGACGUCUGGACACGGGAAGGGGCCCUGCCCUGCCUCUGGCUUUAUCACAGCUCUUCCUCCAUUUUCAUGGACGUCUCCAAGUGGACAGAGCCCUUUGUGAGGAGCUAAGGGUCCUCGGGGCUCAGACCUGUUCUUCCAUUGUCCUCCGCUAAAGCUCGGCUGCCAGCAGGGGCGUCGAUGGGAGCCCUCCUCGAGUCCACCGGGUUUGGACAUCGUCGGCGUUCAAGUUUCUGAUCCUUCCUGCUUCCCGGGGCUGGAAGCCUUGAAGGCAAGGGGGAGAUACCCACUAGUUCCCAAGGAAAUUUUGAAUGUGACUGCCCCUGGUUGCUUUAUUGUUGCUAUUAUCAUUUUGUUUACAUUAUUUAGGCCCACUUCUGACAUAUGCUAAUUGGGUAACCCUGGGCAAAUACAAAAGGAGGUAGCCUUAAAGGGUGGUGGUGUGCUUAAAGAGAACCCCGGAUUAGAUUCAGAAUCUGGGUUUGCCAUUGAGUAAUUGGGGGUGGGGAGCUGCAGAUAGAAGGCAAGGGGACCUGGAGCCCAGCCGCACCCCUAAAUGCUUCUUCUCUGAGCUUCAAUUUCCUCAUCUGUGCAGGCUAAAUAAGAUAAUGCCCAGACUCUAUGAAAUGGCCACCUUGCCAGCCUGGGGCUCAGUUUCUCCACUUAAGGCAAUCACCAAGGUCUCUUCCAAAUCCAAGAGCUUGUGAGUCUUUCUCUAGGACAUUGGGCCAGUGAUUUCCCAUAUCUGAGGUCCUGUUUUCUCAUCUGUAAAAUGAAGGAAUGGGUUCACAUCAUCUAAGGUCCUUCUCCCACUUCCCUCUAACAGUCUGUGAUUCUGGGGAUCACUAUUCCCAAACUCCAGUAAUAAGUCUGACUUAAGAAGGAUGCUUCCUACACUAAUGCCCUAUAAAGUCUAGUCUAGACACAUCCCCAAGUGAGAGCUACACAACCUCUCCCUAGCUUCAAUGGUUUUCUGCUCCUUACAGUCAAGAGCAGCAUUCUACUAUUGUUGCUGAUUCCCUAGAGCCUCAUACAAAACCUGGUAUACAGUAGGUGCUUAAGAAAUGCUUUUGGGAUUGGACUGGACAAGGCUUAGUAAGAAAGAAGCACGCUUACCUAGUGGAGAUAGGUGGUGGUUUUAUGGAAUUCCAUUAUAGCAGAUGGCGGCCUCGGUGAAUUGAGUCAUGUACUGGCUGAGUGACCCUGUACAAGUAAUUGCAUUCUUAUGAGAGGCAGUUCUACACCCACAAAGACAGUCAAAUAGCGGUCUUCUCAUGAGACAGAUCAAAUAAGAUCAGAAGAGUGAAACGCUUUGUAAAUGUGAGAGCGCUUAAGACCCGCCAGCUACCGUGCCAUCUUCCUCUGCUUCAUUUUACAUUGGUUGGCCAUCACCAGAAAUAGUCUGGGGAGAAGCUGCUCUUCUCCAAAUGUCUUUUUAAAUUAUCAUUUUUUCAAGAUUCUGAACUUUAACACCAGAAAAGGAGCAUUUCCACAGAAACAUCAGAACACAAACAAGGAUGGCAGAUGGACCCACAGUUCUGCUUGCUUUAAAAUAAAUAAAUUCUACAUACUACUUUCAAGAUUGU